Messenger RNA from Acanthosepion pharaonis, 1974 nucleotides. Lineage: Eukaryota; Metazoa; Mollusca; Cephalopoda; Sepiida; Sepiidae. The record is from the annotation of a GenBank genome assembly.
AUGAUCCAGUGGAUCGCUACAGGGAUUAUGGGUGUCUUUUUGACUGGGCACUUUUACAAGUUUUCCCGACUUCUCUUCUUUUUCAACCAAUCCCUUCCCAUAAACGACAUUUCCCUCUAUCAAUCCAUUCCCAUAAACGACAUCAUCCUCUAUCAAUCCCUUGCCAUAAACGUCUUCUUCCUCUAUCAAUUCCUUCACAUAAACGACUUCUUUCUCUAUCAAUCAAGUCAUAUAAACGUCUUCUUCCUCAGUCAAUCAUUUCCCAUAAACGUCUUCUUAUUCUAUCAAUCCCAUCCCAUAAACGACGUCUUCCUCUAUCAAUUCCUUCCUAUAAAUUACUUCUCCCUCUAUCAAUCCAUUCCCAUAAAUUACGUCCUCCUCUAUCAAUCCCUUUCUAUAGAUGACGUCUUCAUCUAUCAAUCCCUUCCCAUAAACGACGUCUUCAUCUAUCAAUCCCUUCCUAUAAAUGACUUCUCCCUCUAUCAAUCCAUUCCCAUAAAUGACGUCCUCCUCUAUCAAUCACUUUCUAUAGAUGACGUCUUCAUCUAUCAAUCCCUUCCCAUAAACGACGUCUUCCUCUAUCAAUCCCUUCCUAUAAAUGACUUCUCCCUCUAUCAAUCCAUUCCCAUAAAUGACAUGACGUCUUCAUCUAUCAAUCCUUCCCAUAAACGACAUGACGUCUUCAUCUAUCAAUCACUUCCUAUAAACGACGUCUUCCUCUAUCAAUCCCUUCCUAUAAAUGACUUCUCCCUCUAUCAAUCCAUUCCCAUAAAUGAUGUCCUCCUCUAUCAAUCACUUUCUAUAGAUGAUGUCUUCAUCUAUCAAUCCCUUCCCAUAAACGACGUCUUCCUCUAUCAAUCCCUUCCUAUAAAUAACUUCUCCCUCUAUCAAUCCAUUCCAAUAAAUGACGUCCUCCUCUAUAAAUCCCUUUCUAUAGAUGACGUCUUCAUCUAUCAAUCCCUUCCCAUAAACGACGUCUUCCUCUAUCAAUCCCUUCCUAUAAAUGACUUCUCCCUCUAUCAAUCCAUUCCCAUAAAUGACGUCCUCCUCUAUCAAUCACUUUCUAUAGAUGACGUCUUCAUCUAUCAAUCCCUUCCCAUAAACGACGUCUUCCUCUAUCAAUCACUUCCUAUAAAUGACUUCUCACUCUAUCAAUCCAUUCCCAUAAAUGACGUCCUCCCCUAUCAAUCCCUUUCUAUAGAUGACGUCUUCAUCUAUCAAUCCCUUCCCAUAAACGGCGUCUUCAUCUAUCAAUCCAUUCCUAUAAAUGACUUCUCCCUCUAUCAAUCCAUUCCCAUAAAUGACGUCCUCCCCUAUCAAUCCCUUUCUAUAGAUGACGUCUUCAUCUAUCAAUCACUUCCUAUAAAUGACUUCUCCCUCUAUCAAUCCAUUCCCAUAAAUGACGUUCUCCUCUAUCAAUCCCUUUCUAUAGAUGACGUCUUCAUCUAUCAAUCCCUUCCCAUAAACGGCGUCUUCCUCUAUCAAUCCCUUCCUAUAAAUGACUUCUCCCUAUAUCAAUCCAUUCCCAUAAAUGGCGUCCUCCUCUAUCAAUCCCUUUCUAUAGAUGACGUCUUCAUCUAUCAAUCCCUUCCCAUAAACGACGUCUUCCUCUAUCAAUCCCUUCCUAUAAAUGACUUCUCCCUCUAUCAAUCCAUUCCCAUAAAUGACGUCCUCCCCUAUCAAUCCCUUUCUAUAGAUGACGUCUUCAUCUAUCAAUCACUUCCUAUAAAUGACUUUUCCCUCUAUCAAUCCAUUCCCAUAAACGAUUUCUUCCUCUAUCAAUCCCUUAUAAACGACUCUUUCUGUCAAUCCAUUGCCAUAAAAGACAUCUUCCUCUAUCAACCCAUUCUUAUAUACGAGGACUUCUUCUAUCAAUACCUCCCAAUAAACGACUUCUUCUUCUAUCAAUCUCUUCCCAUAAACGACAUCUUCCUCUAUCAAUCCCUUCUCAUAAUCGACUUCUUCCUCUAUUAA